UCUUAUCCUCCAGCCGUCCAACUCCGUAAUUCCUUCUUUCUCCCACCAAACAAAACCCACAAGCGAUUUGUUUUUUUAUUGUUUGUGCGUGUAUAUAUGUGUCCAUAGAGAGAGAGAGAGAGAGAGAGAGAGAGUCAAAUUUUCUAACAGUGGCAUCACCCUCUUCCAAAGAACCAUCCUAAUUCUCUUCUAGCAUCCAGCGUAGACAUACUUUGAUGGCUGCAGAGCCGAGCUCAUCAUCCUCUUCAUCAUCUAACCUAAAAAUUAUUGUCCAGAGAAACCCUUCCGAAUCUCAACUAUCUGAACUGGGCAUCAAGUCCUGGCCCAAAUGGGGAUGCUCUCCGGGGAAGUACCAACUGAAGUUCGACGCAGAGGAGACGUGUUAUCUUCUAAGAGGGAAGGUUAAAGUGUACCCAAAAGGGUCGCCGGAGGUGGUGGAGUUCGGGGCCGGCGAUCUGGUGAUAAUCCCAAAGGGUCUCAGCUGCACUUGGGACGUCUCCGUUGCCGUCGACAAACACUACAAGUUUGACUCGUCUUCACCUAAUUCUUCAUCGCCAUCUUGACUACUUUUUAUAUAUAAUUUCUUCUUAUAAUUAGCAGAAGAAGAGAGAGAGAGAGAGAGAGAGAGAGGGAAUGGAAGAAGAGAUACAGAUGAAGAUGUAUAUUUUUCAUUUAAUUUAUGGACUUUCAGUUCAUCUUCUCUUCGACAUCUCCCAAUUGUAUGGGUUGGACUUUGGGGGGUGUUCGUUUCUCCUCUCUUCAUAUUAUUAUUAUUAUUAUUAUUAUUAUUAUUAUUGUUA
Diospyros lotus (date-plum) is the source of this 800-nucleotide messenger RNA. RefSeq lists its product as uncharacterized. Bases 216 to 563 code for a protein of 115 amino acids. The transcript is spliced from 2 exons. The record is from RefSeq and is a predicted model, not a curated record. Lineage: Eukaryota; Viridiplantae; Streptophyta; Magnoliopsida; Ericales; Ebenaceae.